Molecule: messenger RNA, 1524 nt
Organism: Labeo rohita (rohu)
Lineage: Eukaryota; Metazoa; Chordata; Actinopteri; Cypriniformes; Cyprinidae
Gene: ndufv3
Product: NADH:ubiquinone oxidoreductase subunit V3
Exons: 4
Coding region: 75-1397 (440 amino acids)
Biological process (GO): mitochondrial ATP synthesis coupled electron transport
Cellular component (GO): mitochondrion
Source: RefSeq, a predicted model, not a curated record
UUGAGGAAACUAUCCAUAACGACCGAUUCGUGAAUUGCAUUUUCCACACGGACAAUAAUAACAGCAGAACAAAGAUGGCGACGUCCCUGCUCAGGUUAGGUCGAUUCGGAUCUGUCAAGUGUCUGCUGCGUGAGGGCUGGGGGACAUCUAGGACCCCAUUUGUUGCAGCUCUCUGCACUAAAGCGGACGUCCCACCCAAAACAGCAAAGAAGGCAAAGGCUCCAAGUAAGACCAUAGAGGCAGAUGAGAGGGCCUCUCUUCUAGCCUACAAGCCCGCAGUUGCCUUCCCUUCUAAGCUGUCUGCCACAGGAUUUCUUCCCAAAGAUGUAGCUUUAGGUGAGUCUGGAAUUUCUGCAGCUGCUGUGAAAGAGACGACAGCUGGCGGUCCGGUUGCUGAUACGGCAGCAGCUGAAGUUGCUGUUGAAGAGGCAAAGAUCAAUGAAGUCCCUAAUGAAGUAACUACAAAAAGUGAAGGAAAAAAGGCCUCAGAUGUUGAGGCAGAAGUACAGAAAGAUCAAGACGAUAGCUCUUCUUCAUCCUCAUCUUCAUCCUCCAGUGAUUCUGAUUCAGACUCUGAUUCUGAUGAUGAGAAACCAAAGACUGAAACACCAGUAGAGUCUGGAGAUAAAGCAGCAAAGAAGAAGAAAUCUCCUAGGCUGACGAUUGAAGUAGAUGUUGCAGAUGAGAAAGCAAAGCCUGAAUCUGCCUCAUUUGGAGAAGCUCGAGAAAGUGCUGAAAGUGUGACUAAAGCAAAACCAAAAAAGGCUCCUGCACCAAGUGCUAAAUCAGAUGGAUCAGAUGAAACCCUUAUUGAUCCUGCUCCUAUAUUAUCUUCCUCCACAACUAAAGCAAUUCCAAAAUGGUCCAGUGAAUCAAUUACAGUUGACACUCCUGACAAGAUAGUGGACACUGCAACAGAAGUUCUUGUUGAGAAGAGUGCUGUUGAAAAGGAACAAAAAAUCAAAGCUGAAGAAGCUGUCAAAGUUGCUGCAAAAGUUGCCCCAGAAGUCCCUACAGAAGCCAGCCCUGAAGAAGUAGUCAAAACCGCUGUUGAAGCUAGUCCUGGAGUAGCUCCUGUGGCUCUUGGAGAUGUUGAAGCUAGACCUGAAGAUGCGUCAUCCAAAGCUGAGGCAGGAACGCCGGCAGCCGCUUCAGAAGAGCUGGUAGACCCUGCACCUGUGGCGGCUGAUGCUGUAGAGGCUCUGGCUGAGACGAACGUUGAGGAACAAGCUGCACAGAAAGCCCCAGAGCCAGAGCCUGAACCCUUUGACAUCACCACGUACAAGAACCUGCAGCACCACAACUACAACAUGUACACCUUUUCUGAUAUGGAUGUAGAGCUGUCUAAACACCGUCUGCCCCAGCCUUCCUCAGGCAGAUCCUCACCCAGGCACUGAAGUUAUCGCUACCUUUGUGCACAACCCUGUUUCUUUCAUGUUCAUUGUUCCUCGGAUGAUUUAUUGGCAACAUCUUAAGCUUUAUGCCAGAAUUCUAUAAUUAUGAAAUUAAAAUGAUUUAACUUCA